Molecule: messenger RNA, 6735 nt
Organism: Hippocampus zosterae (dwarf seahorse)
Lineage: Eukaryota; Metazoa; Chordata; Actinopteri; Syngnathiformes; Syngnathidae
Gene: nrxn3a
Product: neurexin 3a
Exons: 24
Coding region: 723-5168 (1481 amino acids)
Source: RefSeq, a predicted model, not a curated record
UGCGUGCGCGCGCUUCUGCCUGCACCCGCUCCUAGUGGUACACAAGCGACAAGCCACCCCCCCUUGUGCGGACACCGUGUACCGUGGUCGAAGCACCUGCGACAGGGACGUGAGAGUCAACCCGAAACCGUCUGGUGGUCCCCACCCCGCCAAUCUGCACGAGCGCCAAUAUCUGCAAGCAGGAUUAAAUAUAUAUAUAUAUACUUCAAACUACUACAGCUCCCUGGGGACCUAAAACUGGAUUUACCAUUCUGAUGUUCUCGCUGGUCUGAUUGUCGGAGUAAUGGAUCAAAGAGUGACGGGCAGAUCCCACAUCUGCGUAAUCUCCCAGGGUGAAACAUGAAGGAGAAAGUUCUGCUUCAUAGUAUAGCCAGCGGAGUUGUUUCCACCAGGAACCUUGCACCAUGAAUCUUGAAAGUAUGUGCACAGAAGUGUAAUUUAUUUUUUUUAAAUAAAGAAAAAAAAAUAAACAUUACCUCCUCUCCCUGUGUGGACCCUCAGGAGGAAAACAAUGUCUGCCAGUUACUCGACAAUUUCCCAAUGUGAUCGGCCUCAAGACUGUUAACCGCAACGACUGUUAUCCUGUUACUGCCCUUUUCCCUUUAGAUACAUUUUUUUAAUAGCGAGACAAUAUUUAUUUGAAUUAUCAAUUUAAAAAAAUCCAAAUCAGUCCAACCAAUUCCAAUCAAACAUCCUGUUGGAUUACUAUAUUUUUUGCAAGAAUGGAUCUCCUAAGUUUUUCUAUCAAGCUGCAGUUGUUCCUCAGCACAUGUAUGGGACUGCAAUUUUUAGGCACACCAGGUCAGUGGGCUCGUUACCUCCGCUGGGAUGCCAGCAUCCGUGGUGACCUCAGCUUCCAAUUGAAGACAGAAUUCUCAGAGGCGCUCCUGCUGUACUUUGACGAUGGGGGCUACUGUGACUUUCUGCAGCUGUCUGUGGUCGAGGGUCGACUUCAGCUCCGUUUCAGCAUCGACUGUGCCGAGACGACGGUUGUGUCCGACAGAAGGGUGGAUGACAACAAUUGGCACUUUGCGACUCUCAGCAGGUGUAACCUGCGCACCGUUCUUGCACUGGAUGGACAGGCCAAAGCGGAUGAAGUGCGUCCUCAGCGCCAGUUCAUGAAAAUCGUGAGUGACCUGUUCCUGGGUGGAGUGCCGCAGGAUAUCCGCGGCGGUGCGCUCACACUGCCCACAGUGCGAAACAUGCAGCCCUUCAAGGGCACAAUCACAGACCUGAAAUAUGGCAAGUCUCAACCUCUGUUCCUGGGAAGUCUUAAAGUGCCCUUGGAGUCUGAGGGGUGGUGCACUGUGAACCCGUGUGAGAACGGCGGCACAUGCACAGUGGUGGACGGACAACCAGUCUGCGAUUGCUCCAAAACAGAAUACAAGGGCCGCUUCUGCACAGAAGAGGGCAGCAGCAAAACACCAGGCCUUGCACAUAUGAUGGCAGAACAAGCUAAAAGCAAAGGUACAGCUUUUUCGAAAUCUUUCCUUUAUCGGCAUUAUGAAAAACAGCGCUUGCACUCAAGGGAAGAGAAUGUGGCCACGUUCCGUGGUUCUGAAUACUUCUGCUACGACCUCUCUCAGAACCCAAUCCAGAGCAGCAGUGAUGAGAUCACACUCUCCUUCAAGACAUGGCAGCGCAAUGGCCUUAUACUUCACACUGGCAAAUCAGCCGACUAUGUCAACUUGGCGCUGAAGGAUGGUGCUGUCUCCCUUGUGAUCAACCUGGGCUCUGGAGCUUUUGAAGCAAUUGUUGAGCCAGUCACCGGGAAGUUCAAUGACAAUUCAUGGCAUGAUGUCAAAGUGACUCGGAACCUCCGGCAGGUGACAAUAUCAGUGGAUGGAAUUUUAACCACCACUGGUUACACCCAGGAGGACUACACCAUGCUUGGCUCAGAUGACUUUUUCUACGUCGGGGGAAGCCCCAGCACCGCUGACUUACCUGGAUCACCUGUGAGCAACAACUUCAUGGGCUGUCUCAAGGAGGUGGUUUACAAGAACAAUGACAUCCGCCUUGAGUUGUCCCGACUUGCUCGGAUUGUUGACCCCAAGAUGAAGAUCCAGGGCGAGGUGUCCUACAAGUGUGAAAAUGUGGCAACCCUGGACCCCAUUUCUUUUGAGACUCCAGAGGCCUAUAUCAGCUUACCCAAGUGGAAUACCAAGCGGAUGGGAUCCAUCUCUUUUGAUUUUCGCACUACGGAGCCCAAUGGCCUUAUCCUCUUUACCCAUGGCAAACCACAAGAGCGCAAAGAUGCUGCUCGUAGCCAGAAGAACACUAAGGUGGAUUUCUUUGCUGUUGAGCUGUUGGAUGGAAGUCUGUACCUGCUGUUGGACAUGGGCUCAGGGACCAUAAAGGUGAAGGCCACACAAACAAAAGUCAAUGAUGGUGCCUGGUAUCAUGUUGACAUCCAAAGAGAUGGCCGCUCAGGUACCAUCUCUGUAAACAGCAGAAGAACCCCAUUCACAGCAAGUGGUGAGAGUGAAAUACUAGACCUGGAAGGUGACAUGUAUUUGGGGGGGCUUCCCACUGAUCGCACCAACCUAAUUUUGCCAACUGAGCUUUGGACAGCAAUGCUUAACUAUGGCUACGUAGGCUGCAUCCGUGAUCUCUUCAUUGAUGGGCGAAGCAAAGACAUCCGCCAGAUUGCUGAGGCACAAAAUGGUGCUGGUAUUAAGCCUUCCUGCAACAAGCAACCUGGCAAGCAAUGUGAGAGUUACCCCUGUAAGAACCGAGGUGCCUGCAAAGAAGGCUGGAAUCGAUUCAUCUGUGACUGCACUGGCACUGGUUAUUGGUCCCGCACUUGUGAGAGAGAGGCUUCCAUCCUCUCCUAUGACGGGAGCAUGUAUAUGAAAGUGGUGAUGCCGACUGUCAUGCACACCGAGGCGGAGGAUGUCUCGCUACGCUUUCGAUCCCAGAGGGCUUACGGCCUCCUUAUGGCCACCACCUCCCGAGACUCGGCCGACACGCUCAGGCUGGAGUUGGAUGGAGGCCGCGUCAAACUCACGGUCAAUCUAGACUGUAUCAGGAUAAACUGUAACUCCAGCAAAGGACCGGAGACGCUGUAUGCUGGGCAAAAGCUCAAUGAUAAUGAAUGGCAUACAGUACGUGUGGUGCGUCGCGGCAAAACCUACAAGCUAAUCGUUGACGAUGAUGUAGCAGAAGGCCAAAUGGUGGGUGACCACACACGUCUGGAGUUCCACAACAUUGAAACAGGCGUGAUGACAGAGCGCAGAUAUGUUUCAAGCAUCCCAUCCAGCUUUAUUGGUCAUCUGCAGAGCCUCAGAUUUAAUGGCAUGCUCUACAUCGACCUGUGCAAAAAUGGUGACAUUGAUUUUUGCGAGCUAAACGCGCGAUUUGGGAUACGUUCCAUUAUUGCCGACCCAGUCACCUUUAAAUCCAAGAGUAGCUAUCUAAGCCUGGCCACCCUACAGGCCUACACGUCCAUGCACCUCUUCUUCCAGUUCAAGACAACCUCCCCCGAUGGCUUCAUACUAUUCAACUCAGGAGAUGGGAGUGAUUUCAUUGCAAUAGAGCUGGUGAAAGGAUAUAUCCAUUAUGUUUUUGACUUGGGAAAUGGCCCUAACUUGAUCAAGGGAAAAAGUGAGCGAACCCUAAAUGACAACCAGUGGCACAAUGUGGCAAUCACACGAGACAACAGCAAUACCCAUACUCUGAAAGUAGAUACUACAACCACAUUUCAGAGCAUAAAUGGGGCCAAGAACUUGGACCUGAAAGGUGACCUAUUCAUUGCUGGAUUGGGUCCUGGCAUGUAUGGUAGCCUGCCUAAACUGGUAGCUUCCAGAGAAGGUUUCCAAGGCUGCUUGGCUUCAGUGGACCUAAAUGGACGUCUCCCAGAUCUCAUCAGUGAUGCCUUGUUUCGUAGUGGGCAGAUUGAGCGUGGAUGUGAAGGUCCCAGCACCACCUGCCAGGAGGACUCCUGUGCCAACAUGGGGAUUUGCAUCCAGCAGUGGGAGAACUACACUUGUGACUGCUCCAUGACUUCCUACACGGGGACGCAGUGCAAUGACCCUGGGACCACGUACAUCUUUGGCAAAGGAGGAGGCCUAAUAACAUUCAAUUGGCCCCCCAAUGAGAGACCGAGCACCAGGACUGACAGGCUGACUGCUGGCUUUAGUACCUCGCUCAAAGAUGGCAUCCUUGUCAGGAUUGACAGCGCUCCUGGCCUGGGGGACUAUCUCAUGCUGCACAUACAACAAGGCAAAAUUGGUGUGACAUUCAACAUUGGGACAGACGAUAUCAGUGUACAGGAGAGCAGUACCCCAGUGAAUGAUGGAAAGUAUCACGUGGUCCGCUUCACCAGAAAUGGUGGUAAUGCUACACUGCAGGUUGAUAACUGGUCCAUCACUGAACGCUUCCCGACAGGGAACAGUGACAUGGAACGGAUUCAGUUGGCCAAUAAGAAAAUUCCUUUCAAGUACACCAGGCCAGUAGAAGAUUGGCUACAAGAAAAAGGACGGCAGCUAACCAUAUUCAACACUCAAGCCACAGUUGCAAUUGGUGGAAGUGAUCGCGGCCGGCCAUUUCAGGGUCAACUGUCUGGACUUUAUUAUAAUGGCCUCAAGGUGUUGAACAUGGCUGCUGAGAGCAACCCUAACGUUAAGAUAAAUGGCAGUGUGAGGCUGGUUGGUGAUGUCCCCAGCGGGGCAGGCUCAACGAAGUCCACUGCCAUGCCUUCGGAUGUCUCCACUACUUUCAUUGAGACUACAACCAUGAUGUCCACCACCACCACACGGAAACACAGGUCCUCUUCAACGAAGCAUGCAUCAGAUGACAUUGUGUCAUCUGCGGAGUGUUCCAGUGACGACGAAGACCUAGAAGAGUGUGAAACUGGUCAUCCAGGUGGGCUAGCACUUCCCACAGAACCAGGCGUCAGGCCGGGGUCUUCAGAAGUAGUCCGGGAAUCAAGCAGCACCACCGGGAUGGUCAUCGGAAUAGUGGCGGCCGCUGCCCUGUGCAUCCUCAUCCUUCUUUAUGCCAUGUAUAAGUACAGGAACAGGGAUGAAGGCUCCUACCAGGUGGAUGAGAGCAGGAACUAUAUCACCAACUCAGCACAGAGCAAUGGUACUGUCAUCAAGGACAAGCAGCAGAGCUCGAAAGGCAGCCAUAAAAAGCAAAAGAAUAAGGAUAAGGAGUAUUACGUGUGACUGAGACUCGCAGUCAAUAAGAGAGCCAAAAUGGAAAAGACAGCACUUCAAGUACGUAUGAUUUUUUUUUUUGUUGUUUGGGGGGGGGGGGGGUGAAGAAAUGACAAAUGAUGGUAUUACAAUGGAACUUGAAUGAUGCUUUACGCUGCUGAGUAGCUGAACUGAUGACAUGUACUGUAAUAUAAAGCACACGUACUUCUGUAAGCAUACAGAGGAGGCUUAAUAGCGACUUUAGAGACCUUACUAUUCUAUCUGGUCAGAGACAUUAUCAGUAUAGAACUAUUUCCCAGCUACAUCAUUCUCCUAAGUGACUUUUAGAGCAAUGUGAUCUGUGACGAGACAAAAAACAAACAAACAAACAAACAAAAAAAACAACAACCUAUUUUGUAUGUUACAAAAAGACUCACAGGCUUGACCAUUAUCGCAUGUAAGCAACUUGUAGUGCUUAACAAGAAGGGGUCAAAGCGUACGGUCGUUGUUCGAGGUUUCAACGACAAAACAAACACACACAAAAAAAAGGGACUCUUGUAUCAGAAUAUGAGAAAUUUGUAUGGUUUCUAAAUAAUAGUGUGACGUCUUAUUUAUUUUUGCUUUGAGCAAAAGAAAAAUGGAGGUUAAAAACAACAAGAAAACAGCUAUUUCUGUGUAUAAAAUGAAAUCAAGUGAGCAAAUGGACAGCACUCAGUGAAUCUGUUCUCGUUGAAAUCGUAUUUAGUACAAUUAUUCUGAUUGUCUGACACACUUUGUUUAAAGUUGUGGGGAUUCUCUUGGGAAAAGAAAAAAAAAAGCAAAUGAUUGUAAAAUGCAUGUGAUUCUAACUUGCAGUAUAACCGUAAAGUCUACAGUUUUCAACUUGGACAAUAUCCUAUUUGAUGCAAAAUGACUUUGAAUUUGACGGAACUAAACCACACCCACAUUUGGACAUCCCAAAAACAUGAGCUGUGGAAAAAAAAAUAGCUCUGGUAUUCCCUGCACAGCCACUGGUAGUCUGAUCUUUUUUUGGGGGGGAAAAACUGUAUGUUAGUUUCCUUGCCUAUUGUUCUCUUUUUCUAUGGAGGUGUGAGGAGAAACACAAAUGCAGUACUCUAACAUUGUUAACACGUGUAUACGGAAAUAAAUUCAAUGGUCAAAGUGUGAAUUCUAAUCAAUCGUCACAGUCAACUGUGUCAAAAAAAAACAACAAAUUUGUUUACAUAUUUUAUUACAUGCUAGCUGUUGUACUUUGUAGGUAGUAAAAUGUACAUAUACCAGAUGACGGUGGUCAUUUUUAGUACCUCUAUUGUACAGAAUGAACGCGAUGAUCAGCAUAUAUCAUGACAAAGUCCAUCAACUGUGACGCUGAGAAAAAGAAUGUGAAGAAUAAUCUUGAUAUUUCGUAAGAAUUCAAAGUUGUAUUGUUAGCCUUAGAGAUCUAACCAGAGAUGUUUCUAAAGUUGCAUGAAUAUUUAUCUACUCGCAGUGUUUCAAGAAAAUAAGGUGCCCUUCUGUAUCGCGGCUAUACUGUUUUGGGUUCUAACAGUCUUAUUCCUUUUGAGAGAAAAUAAAGUCAGGAAUAUGACAAAUGCCA